AUGGGAAUUGUCAAUUGUUCGACACCAAAAUCGCCCCUUCCGAUUGGGCCCAAGUCGACAUGUGCCCAAGAUACAGUCGGUCAUGUGGUUAAACUCGAACCGGCGGCUCCUGAAAGAGUAUCGAUCCACUUUGCUGUUCAUAAUCCCGACAAUGGCGCCAGUCGUGGCGGCAAAAUCGUAAUUUCAGAGAACCGGUUAAUUUGGCCACAAAAACAGCGCCUCACGACAUUCUGCCGGAUUCGACGACGGUUCAUUGCUGCCGCGAAUGAUGUCUUCGCUGUGAUGCUGGACAAUUUGGACUUUUGGAUAAACGAGGUGUCCGGCUAUCAAAGUUGCAAGCGGAAAUGUCCACUUUUCACGUGUAAAGUGGGCGGGAAGAGGGUCGGUUGUGUGAAAAAGCCGGUCAAGUGUGUGGCGGAGGCUGGGAAAGCAGAUGAGAAUGCAGCCAAGCGCUGGUUCGUCGACAGACUGCGAGUGAAGCGGGCUGUAGAGAGCGCAAAGUGUGCUCCGGGGCAGGAGGAUUUGUGUCUUGACGGAUAUUUUCGCAAUCUCCUCGAACCGUUGUGUGUGUUGAGGCAGGAAUAUGACAUUUCUCGGCCGAAAGAAUGCAAUACCAACAACAGAUCUUCUGUUAAAAGUCAACAUUCACUGAGAAAGUGCUCUUUUGCCAGCCAGAAAACAGGCUCGAAUGUGACUAAAAACGGGAAAAAUGACGUCACAACCGAAAGACUAGCCCAUCUUCAGCCGAAACUGGCAGAACACACAAAUCGACAUUUCUUCGACAUCAACGAAUAUUGUCCCAAAUCGCCCAAUUCGUUGGACCUUCCAAAGAGGUCGCCAAUUUGGGAACGAUUUGGGACGUACAGCAAACGAAAUGGCAUUCACGAGUGGUUUUCACGCGACAGAAAUCAGAGCAGUAAAGCCAACGACGGUAAACGACGUAAACCGGGUCGGUUUGCCCGGUUGUCCAUGAAGCGUUUGACUGAGGAGACGAGCAAAAGUAAGCCCGAAGAAGAAGAUGUCGGUGCCAGUCUCGUGAGUCUAUUCUCCGGUAGCGAAGAGCCGGAAAAGGAGAGCAUAGCAACUGGUCAGCAACCGGUCUCGGAGCCGGUUGCCAGGGUGGAAAAGGAGAAAAUAAAUGACAAAUUGCCCGAAUCGACUGACGAGGCGAAGAGUGCGAGUAGCGAGAAGAAGGCGAAAGGACGCAAAAAAAAGCAUAAAACACACAAAAAAACGGCCAAACUGGAGAAUGGUACAGAAAAAGCGGAGAACAAGAUGGACGACAAUCAAGCGGACGAUGAUUCGAGCCUUGUUCGACUAUUCUCGAGCAGCGAAGAAUUGGCCGAGGAAAGCAGUCAAGAAUGUCCGACAUCUGCCAAAGUGGACAGUGACAAUGUGGAUAAAGACACUGCGCAACCCGACAAGACAGAGCCGCCCAGUCCGACGGAGCAGCUCGGUGGGGACGAGGGAAAAAAAGCGGCAGAAAAGGAGCGAAAAAGGAAACACAGAAAGCGAAGCAAAGCGAGAAAAAACGAUUUGGCGACGGAGCACAAUGCCAAAUUGGACAAAGAUGAUGCUGUAGAAGAAGGUGGCGCUUUCAAUCACCAUGGCAACAGUGAAACUACAGCCUCGGAUGCUUCGGAUGCUGGCCAGGCGCAGAUUGCACCCAUUUUUGAGGUGAAAAAAUGCCCAAAAAUGCUGAUCACCAACGAAGCGAAACGAGUUGAUGAUGCAAUUAGCGACGAAGAGCUGGCGACCAAGGCUGGUGUGGUGGAGAAAGAUGAAAUGUCGCAAAGUGGGAAGAAGAAAAAGAAGAAAAAAAAAGCCGGUCUCAAAAAUCUGACCAAACAGUUGAAGCAUAAAUUGCAUAAUGUGGCCAACAUCAGCACCACCGAGUCGUCGGGCACGGACGAGAAGACGCCAAAUCCGAGCGAAGAGGAGGCGGAAGAGCCGGUUUCGACGACACCCGACGACAACAGUCAGCCUCGCAGUGACGAGGUGAUGCGACCGAGUGAGAGCAACGGGAAAAAGUCGCGAAAACGACACAAAAAGAAGUCGGCAAAAGGUGAGAAAAAGUGGAAAAAACACGCGAUUCCGCAAUUCGGCCGAUGGAUGCCGCAAAAAGUCGGCGAGUCAGCCGAUUCCGCGUCGUCCACGUCGCAUCAGGCCAAGCAUCGCGACACACGCAGAUUGUCAUCAAAAGACAAACAACAACAACAACAACAACACGCACGACAUGACGACGACCGACGAGCGAAACGAUCUCCAACCAACUCGGACCCAUCCGACCCGACAGAUUCCGACAUGUCCGACAUGAGCGACUCUUCAUCGCGUCAUCGAACCUUCUCCAACAGACGAACGCCAAGUUCACAGCGUCGCAUCCUCUUGGACUGUCGGCCAAUCUCGGCGCGCCGUUCCUCUCGUCGUCACGGCAACCGACGUCACGCUUCACUGCGCAAAGAGGCCAGUGCCGGUUGGCAUCAAUCGCCCGACAUUGACAGCUCCCGGUUGCUAUGCCGAGUGCGAAGUCUCAGUUUGCGCAAUCGUCAAUUGGACAAAUCAUUGGCCAAAUUGGUCACCGAGUUGGCCAAUUCACGCCGCCCAGAAACCGGUAGUCAUAGCGACUAUUCCGGCCUCGACGAGGACAGUUACACCGACGAGAACGAGGCAAGGUACGCACAAAUCGGUUGUCAUCACACAACCAGACGUCAAUUACACGCCCGACCCACCGGCAAUUGGUACCACAAUUGGCCGACUGCAAGAGCCAACAGUUCCUGUACCAGUCUGCCCACUUGCAUGCACACAACACAACAGUGUCCAGCCGCUUUUCGAGGCAUUGAUGCACAGACGAGACAUCCCAGUCUGUGCCAUCGAUACGCAGAUCAUCAAAUGUACCGAAUGCCACCACCACCGCCACCACCACCACCGCCGCCGCCAGUAGCGACACCAAGUGUUGGGCAAUCUGUGUCUCAAAUGGCAGCGAAUGUGCAACCAACAGCACUACAAAGAUGCGUGCCGUCUGUGUAUGGAGAGUCUGUUUGGGGCGGACUGGUGCCGGUCAUGUUUCCAACCAGCACGUUCAUCGAAAUGACGCAAGGAAGAGCGGCCUGUGGUGGACCGCCGACGAGAUUGGGUCCUUUUACAAUCAGUAUUCCACACGCAAAUGGGACUCAAUCGAAGUAUUCUUGCUAUCCGAAUUCAUAA
This is a messenger RNA of Protopolystoma xenopodis, 3204 nucleotides long. The record is from the annotation of a GenBank genome assembly. Lineage: Eukaryota; Metazoa; Platyhelminthes; Monogenea; Polystomatidea; Polystomatidae.